Molecule: messenger RNA, 3550 nt
Organism: Salvelinus sp. IW2-2015
Lineage: Eukaryota; Metazoa; Chordata; Actinopteri; Salmoniformes; Salmonidae
Source: RefSeq, a predicted model, not a curated record
UCAGUCUAGCUCAGCUUGGCCCCUCCUACCUUGGUGGAGACAGUGAAUACUGCUGCUGGUGCCUUUAGCAACGGUGCCUCGGCAACAGAGCCACGACAACGGAGCACCACGGCAACGGAGUGCUGUGUCUCCCCUUAUGGAGCUUCCAUUGGGCGGGCCGGCGCUGAGGCACUAUACCCGCAGCAGACCUAGACCACACCGACAAAACCAACACCUCCGCCCCAGCAGACCACAGGUACAGGGAGAUGGAGAAAAAGGGGUGCUGUGUAGAGGCAUAAUGGAAUCGGUGGUUGACAAUGAAAAUGGAGUCCCUGAUCACAUGGGGCGAGUUGAUGAGGGAGUUGAGGAGUUCUUUACUAAGCGAGUCCUUCCUGUCGACACCCUGAAAACACAGAAUGAGGCUGGGGAACCUCCCAUUACUGAACAGGAAAUGGAAGUAGCACCUACUAGCGCCGCUCCUUGCCCCGCCCCUUCCAGAACCCUAAGGAGGAAGCUGGGCGAGUUCUUCACCCUUAAAAAGCGGAGGGCUGUGAAAUCAGAGGGAAGCCAAGAGGGGAAGGCCAAGAAGACCUCCAUUGCCGACCUAAUCCGGCCUCUCAGGGAGGCCGCCAGAGCUGAAAAAGAUAAAGUGAAGGAGAAUGAAAAAGUGAAAGAAAAGGAGAAGGAGAGUGUGGAUGACAACGUUGUGACAGGAGAUCCAGUGGAAGCAGAAAACCCUUCUUCUGAUGGUCCCACUCCACUGAGGGGUGAGGCUCCACCCCGUCGUGCGCUAAGAGAGGGGAAGUCACAGUCUCUAAUUCUGCUCUCUGGAUCUGCAGCCAACGCUGGGAACACCAAGAACACUGCACAAGGGAAGUUUCAGAAACACUCGUCUGACGGCCAUCAUGGCUUUGAGCAGCGCCUCCAGCUCAUGCUACAACGUAUUGGUGUGUCCAAAGCUCAGCCAGGAGAGACACAGAGUCAGGAGAGAGAGAUGAAAAAAGCUGAAUCAGAGGGCACUAUCAUCGAUAAUAAACCUGAGCCCCCACCCACAUUUAUGAAGCCCCGGACCAUGUCCACCUCAUCAGAUACGAGACGAGCAGUACGACAGAGUGUGUCCGCACAUGAGUCAGCUGGGAAACCUGCUCUGCCUCCUAAGCCAAUAAUUAAGCGAGGCCCAACCCCACCUCCCACUAUUUCCGGUCAUCUCACCCCUGAGAAUGACCUAGCCCAAAUACAGGAAGGAGAAGCGUGUUCCCCCACAGACCCCACCCCUAGUAUCACUGAUACCCCUACCAGUUCUAAACCUAUCCCCACUGACACCACUAUUCCCAUCACUGUCCCAGAUCCCACUAACCAUUCUAUUCCCACUGACACCAUCCUUCCCUCCUCUGUCCCAGAUCCCACUAACUCUUCUAUUCUCACUGACACCAUCAUUCCCUCCCCUGUCCCAGAUCCCACUAACUCUUCUAUUCUCACUGACACCAGCAUUCCCUCCCCUGUCCCAGAUCCCACUAACUCUUCCAUCCCCGUUUAUACCACCGCUACUUCCUCUAAUUUAACCCCCAAUGACAUCAUCCCCUCUACGACGUCUGCACCCGUCCCUAUCAAUACUACAGCCCCCACUCCCAACACCACCAGCUUCAUCCCCAGUACUAACCCUGCCACAACCACUACCAUUACCUCCAUCACAACUACAUCUGGCCCUAUGAAUAUUACAACUUCCACCCCCCCUACUGACAUUAACUCUGGCUCUAUCCCCACUAUUACCCACACCCCAAUUCCCCCUACCUCCACUGACUCCACCACCCCAACCACCUCUGCGUCUUCCAUACCUAAUUUAGCCACCAUCACCAUUACAAGCAUUACUGCCCCAACACCUGUUAACACUAAUACUGAUACCCAGACAUCAACAACCCCCACCACUAAUGCUUCUACCCCUACCUUUACUGAUACUGCUGCCUCAACUUCUACUGACUUGACAACUCCAACACUAAAUACUACCAUCUCCAUAAUUGCUUCUGCUGCCAACAACACUUCUACUCCCACCCCCACUACCUCUCUGUGUUCCACCCCCACUACCCGAAUUACUAAUUCAGUUACCCCACCUUCAUAUCCUGCUGCUACUAUAACAACCUCUACCCUUAAUUCUAUGAAUGGUGCUUCCACCCUUACCUCCAUAAACUCUACUGACUCCAACGCUACCCAAACCGGAACUCACAAUACCAGCAAAACUAACUCUGUCAACUUCACUUCUACCUUAAGCCCCACUAACUCUACUAGUCCUAUCACUACUUCCUCUACCAGCUCAACUUCCACUAACUGUGCUGCUCACACUGCUACUAUCCCUAGCAGUUCGAUUCCCAUUCUCUCUACUAAUCACUCCCCCACUGUCACUUCUAUCCCCACUGCCACUCACUCAACUAACUCCACCAAUACUUCCUCCCCCACAUUCUCUUCUACUUACACCACUACUAACACUACUAGUCCCAUCCCAACUAACUCUACUAGCCUGACCACUACCCCCACCCCCAUUAACUCUAGCCCCGUCACCACUAUCUCUGCAAGCCCUUCUAAUAUCACCAUUAUCUCUACAAGCCCUUCUAAUAUCACCACUAUCACUAACUCUUCUGUCCUCAUCAGUACCCCCAGCCCCACUAACUCUACUACCAGCACCCCCACUAACCCUUCAAAUCCCACCAACACCACUAAACCUACUAACUCUACUACACAAACCACUAUCUCAAUCCCCACUAAUUCUGUUACUCAUAGUCCCACUAACUCUUCUACUCAUAGCCCUACUAACUCUUCCAGUCCAACCCCCACUAACUCUACUAGCCAAACACCAACUAAUACUAUUCAACCAUCACCUGAGGAGAGAAUUAGCCCUAAUCCUGCAAUGGGACUGCUGUCCAUGACUAAGGGUACAAAUGACCUGAAUGCUGAGAGGGUAGAGAGGAACAAGGAGACAGAAGAGAAACGUAGCAAGGAAGAAGAUGUCAGGAGGGCCACAGAGAAAGAAAAAGAACAGAAAUCAUUGGAGCACAACAUAGGCAAAACCAUAAAAGAGGAGAAGGAGGAGGGUCUGCAGAAGGUGGAUGGGAUCAUGAGGCAGGGAGUAGAAGGGACCAAAUCAAAUGAGGGUAGAGAGCUGUGUAAAAAGGAUUGGGAUAAAAAGAGGGAAGGAGGGACUAAUGGGUCAGAUGAAAAAGAGUUCAAAACUAAGGAGGUGGUAGAGAGCAAGUUAAACAAGGGACCAACUACUGUGAUAGAGGCAGGGGAGGCCACAGUAAAAGAAACGGGGGAGAGUCCAUGGGACUGAGUACAGGGACCACAUCACAGCAGCAAACCGCAGAGGGUGGAACAUCGGACCAAAGAACUGAGACCCCCUCUGUGUUACACAAAUGGACUGACCCAGCAACGUGUCCUUUUUUUCUCGACCAUGUUUACAUUUGCAUUGCACGUAUUGUAUGAUUAUGUAAUACAUCAACUGUGGUGAAAUAUGUUUACAAUAGAUGGAUAUGAGACAUAUAGUUACUUAUGAUUAUUAAAAUGAAUAUUCAUAAUGUCA